CCGAAUCGCAUCGCAUCGCAUCGCCACCGCCGCCACCGCGCGCAACAAUUUUCACUUCAGUCAGCCGUGUGUUGGUCCGUGUCACGUGUCCCCGAUCCCGGAUUUCGUCGUCGUCGUGCCGACCGUCGUUUUUUAUAAUAUAUCGUACACGAGGAUAUUUAUCGCGCUCUCGGGGAUUCCAGAGUUUGCGUCCGACGUUUCCUGCACCGGAAGAAUAUUUUCGACUUCCCGCCGAAAGUUUUUUCAAUUUCAAAUUUUUUUUUUCAAAUUUUUAUAUCCCGCGUCCGGUUUUUGAACACCAAACGUUACCGACGCACGUACAACAACAAUAAAAAAACAAUAAUUACACAUGUUUAACAAUAAUAAUUUAAUAUAUAUCACAUUGUCGUAUAAAUAGACGCAACACACCGCAGUACGUACCUAUUUGUAUUUUGUUUUUGAUUUUGUUUGUGUGUAUAUGUGUGUGUGUGAGUCUGUGCGCGCGAGCGCGUGCUUAGUGUUUGUUAUUUUUUUUUACAUUUAUUAAAUUUUUUUUUUGCACGAAACCAUUUACCUCGAACAUUAUAAUGAAGGAAAAGAAGAUACUUCAAACGAAGUAUACCAUUCUACUGGUCCGUCGUACCCAAGUCCAUCGAGUAUGCUUCUAUUCCAGACACAGACCUCAUUCACGCCGAGCAGUUUUGCCGAACUGCUGUCCGGUUCGUAUUCCGAGCUGCCGCUGAACGAGGAGAUCGACUCGCUGACGGACGUGCAUGCCGUGCUGACGGACGCGGCCGAACAACAGCAACCGAAUCACCAGCAACAGCACCAGCACAAUGGUGCGUCGGGUCUCCAGUUGCCGAGUUUCCAGGAGACGUACGCCGCCACGGGCGCGGGCGUAGGGUUCAAAAUGGAAGAGGAUUACGGUUCGCCGACCGCUGCGGCGGCCGCGGUAACCAUGACCGCAUCAGCCGCUUAUCAUCAACAACACCACCACCCCCAUAUACACCUCCACCAACAACAGCAGCAGCAGCAUCUUCAUCAGCAGCAGCAACAGCAGCCACAGCCACAGCCGGUUCAUCAUCAGCUCCAGCACCAACACCAUGUCCAACAACACCAGCAGCAGCAACACAACGGACAGCAGCAUCAGCACCUCCAUCACGGACCGCCGGUCCCGGCCCCGCCGCUCAUACAUUUCAACUAUCAGUUUCAACACUUUCCGGGCGCGUUGCCGCCGCCGUCUCAGCAGCCGCCCGAUUCGCCUACCGCCGAUCAAGGCGGCACAGCGUCCGUGUUCGAACCCAUGUUGGAUCACGUGCAGGGUGUCAUGUCGCCCAAGCGACACCAUCCACAGCAUCACCACCACCACCAACAACAACACCACCAUCAACAGCAGCAGCAACAACAACAACAACAACAGCAGCAGCAGCACGUCGUUGCUGUAAAUCACCAGCACCACCAUCAGCAACAACAGUCUCUUCAAGUGCCUCAGCCGCCGCCGACGCCGCGGCCAGCGGUCACGUCUCUGAUGAUUGACGCGGCCACGGAGCAGCUGCAGCACGUCGUCAACAACGCCGCUUUGGUGGACGCCAACAGGAGCUCGAGGACUUCGUCGGUGGCUGCAGUGUUGGCGCUCAGGACCGCCACCGAUCCGUCCGCCAGCAACUCCCUGUCGCCGAAAUUACGGCACUGCAUCAACACACUGUCGGUGACCGUGCCCGUCGAAUGUUCACCGCCUACGCCAGACGCCGCUUGUAUUAUGCCGCAGAGGAACGCCACCGCCGUGGCCACUGCUCCGUCUUCGCCGUCCCAAUUGUGCGCCGUGUGCGGUGACACGGCCGCGUGCCAGCAUUACGGGGUGCGCACGUGCGAAGGAUGUAAAGGAUUUUUCAAACGGACCGUGCAGAAGGGCUCCAAGUACGUCUGUCUGGCCGACAAGAACUGUCCGGUGGACAAGCGCCGACGGAAUCGGUGCCAGUUCUGCCGAUUUCAGAAGUGCCUGCAGGUGGGCAUGGUGAAGGAGGUGGUGCGAACCGACUCGCUGAAGGGUCGCCGCGGUCGGUUGCCGUCCAAGCCCAAGUCGCCACACGGGUCGCCGCCUAGUCCGCCGGUGUCGCUCAUCACGGCGAUCGUCCGGGCCCACGUCGACACCAAUCCGGACUUCUCGUCGCUGGACUACUCUCAGUAUCACGAGCCAAAACCGUUUGAACCGCUGAUCACCGAAGCGGAAAAGAUUCAACAGUUUUUUGGAUUGCUCACGACGUCCGUGGAAGUGAUCAGACAUUUCGCCGAAAAGAUACCAGGAUUCAAGACUUUGUGCAAAUCGGACCAAGAUUUAUUAUUUCAGUCGGCAUCUCUGGAACUAUUCGUUCUCCGUCUCGCGUACAGGACAAAAUACGCCGAUACGAAACUAAUAUUUUGUAAUGGGGUGGUUCUGGACAAACAGCAGUGCCACCGGAGUUUCGGCGAUUGGCUACAAGCUAUAUUGGACUUCAGUCAAUCAUUACACUCGCUCGACAUCGAUAUAUCAUCUUUCUCUUGCCUGUGUGCCUUAACUCUGAUCACAGAACGACACGGUCUCAGAGAAGCGAAAAAAACUGAACAGAUCCAGAUGAAAAUCAUCACCUCUUUGCGAGAACACAUCGCUUACAGCAUGUCCGAUUCGCAGCGCAAAUCUUAUUAUUUCUCGAGACUGCUUGCAAAACUGACCGAGUUGCGUUCACUCAGCCUGCAGGGUCUCCAGCGGAUAUUCUACCUGAAACUGGAAGACCUGGUGCCCGCACCGCCGUUAAUUGAGAACAUGUUCAUUGCUAGUUUACCAUUUUGAAAAACACGAUCAUCCAUAUUAUAGCCUAUGUAACGUAAAAUCAUCGAAGUGAAUACGAUUUGCAUAAUAUCUGGCAACCGUUAAUAAUUAUAUCUGUUCUAUUCUGUUGUACCUAUACUUAUACGUAUAUUAUUGUUACCUACAUCAAUACUUAAAUAGCGUAUAGUAUUAUUAUACAUAAGAGAGCGUGUUUCAUUAUUAUUAUUAUUAUUAUUUUUAUUAUUAUUAUUAUUAUUAUUAUUAUUUUUAUUAUUAUUAUUUGUAUUAAUACUUUUAUUUUAUUUUUUCGUUGAGUUUCGAUAUCGAAAAUUUAUCCAAGCCCGGUACAAAGAUCCUCUUAAAGUCUAGGCCAAGUAACUAUUGUAGCAAAUUUUGUUGGCCCCCUGUUAUGUAAUAACACCAAAAAAUGAAAAAAACAACACUAACAAUUCAAGGCAUAGGAUUCAUAAGCAAAUGUUCCACAGGCACGUCUCCAGUUUUCCACGACCCCCAAAAACCCUCAAUUCCGGCUUACAAAUAUCAUGAACAGUUUGAUAUUUUUACAAACACAUUUUAUACCAUGUUUAAAAAUAUUUCAAGGUUUGGGUCAUAUAGUUGUAUAUUAUGCUUGUACAAACUAUUAUAGACGUAUAACCCACAAGAGCACAUUACCUACCUACUUAAUAUGAUGUCCAACUAAUUUUAUGGAAUUCUGAACACUCUGUACAAAUUAUAUUUUAUGCACACACAUAUUAUUAUUAUGUAUUAAAUUUACUAUUUAGUAAUACCUAAUAUUGUAUUUGCCAUUUAUGCGUUUAGCCUACUUUUAUUGAUACAUGUAUAUUAUAAUUGAAAUGUUCACGUUAGUUAACUAUAAUGUUAUGAUAAAUUUACGAGUGCACUUCAGUGGUGUGGUGAAUUCAAACGUUCUCGGAGGCGUUCCAAAAACUUUUUUUUUAACAACUCUGAUCAACCAAAAACUAAUCCCCUAUAAAUAACCCUUUAAAAAUUAACUUAUAUAAUGAAAUAAACUACAACUAAGAUACAUGUCCUUUCAAUAUCACACAAGUGACUGCCUCUAAGGAACCUCAUUCGCCACUGUAUCUGUGUGAGCGUGUGUGUGUGUGUGUGUCCGUGUGUGCGUGUCCGUAUGGUUGGUAUAUGCUUAAAUAGUUAAAUGUAAACCUUAUUAGUAUAUAGAAUAAAUUGCAUUUAUUUUACUGAUUAUUACUUAAUAAUUUUAGUGGUUAAGAAAUAUUAAAAACAAAAUGCCGU
Messenger RNA from Acyrthosiphon pisum (pea aphid), 4060 nucleotides. RefSeq names its product putative nuclear hormone receptor HR38. The transcript is spliced from 8 exons. Lineage: Eukaryota; Metazoa; Arthropoda; Insecta; Hemiptera; Aphididae. The coding region runs from base 638 to 2806 and encodes 722 amino acids. Gene Ontology annotation, biological process: regulation of transcription by RNA polymerase II; cellular response to corticotropin-releasing hormone stimulus. The record is from RefSeq and is a predicted model, not a curated record. Gene Ontology annotation, cellular component: nucleus; transcription regulator complex. Gene Ontology annotation, molecular function: zinc ion binding; nuclear glucocorticoid receptor binding; RNA polymerase II cis-regulatory region sequence-specific DNA binding.